UCGUGUACCCGACACACCGAAGGGAAGUCCCGGGGCCUCUGCCACCGAGUCCGAGUGACCCCGCCCCCUGCAUUCUGGAAGAGGCCACCAUGGGACGCCCCCCACCCUGUGCAACUCAGACGUGGAUCCUUCUGUUUCUGCUAAUGGGAGCAUGGGCAGGACUCACCAGAGCUCAGGGUUCCAAGGUCCUGGAGGGUCAGGAGUGUAAACCCCACUCCCAGCCGUGGCAGACAGCCUUGUUCCAGGGCGAGCAACUAGUCUGCGGGGGUGUCCUGAUAGGAGACAAAUGGGUCCUUACUGCCGCCCACUGCAAAAAAGAGAAGUACACGGUGCGCCUGGGCGAUCACAGCCUGCAGAGACGAGAUGCACCGGAACAGGAGAUGCAGGUGGCUCAGUCUAUCCAGCAUCCUUGCUUCAACAGUAGCAACCCAGAGGACCACAGUCACGAUAUAAUGCUCAUUCGAAUGCAGAACGCAGCAAACCUCAGCGACAAAGUGAAGCCCAUCAGACUGCCCAAUCAGUGUACCAAAGUCGGCCAGAAGUGCACCAUAUCAGGCUGGGGCACCGUCACCAGCCCUCGAGAGAACUUUCCAGACACCCUCAACUGUGCAGAAGUGAAAAUCUUUUCCCAGAACAAGUGCGAGCGAGCCUACCCAGGGAAGGUCAAUGAGGGGAUGAUCUGUGCCGGCAACAGCAACGGGGCUGACACCUGCCAGGGUGACUCAGGGGGUCCUCUAGUGUGCAACAGAGUGCUCCAGGGCAUCACAUCAUGGGGCUCAGACCCCUGUGGAAAGCCUGAGAAACCCGGUGUCUACGCCAAAAUCUGCCGUUACAUCGACUGGAUCAGGAAGACCAUGGACAGCAGGAACUGAUGCUGGUGGUAGGGGUGUCAAUAAAGACCACCUUUGGCUGACUCUUUGACUGUGUUUUG
Acomys russatus (golden spiny mouse) is the source of this 931-nucleotide messenger RNA. RefSeq names its product kallikrein related peptidase 8 (gene Klk8). NCBI's taxonomy places the organism in Eukaryota, Metazoa, Chordata, Mammalia, Rodentia, Muridae. The record is from RefSeq and is a predicted model, not a curated record. Gene Ontology annotation, molecular function: serine-type endopeptidase activity. Gene Ontology annotation, biological process: neuron projection morphogenesis; memory; proteolysis.